Molecule: messenger RNA, 1135 nt
Organism: Lentinula edodes (shiitake mushroom)
Lineage: Eukaryota; Fungi; Basidiomycota; Agaricomycetes; Agaricales; Omphalotaceae
Product: DUF833-domain-containing protein
Exons: 5
Coding region: 212-1096 (294 amino acids)
Biological process (GO): protein secretion; Golgi organization
Cellular component (GO): Golgi apparatus
Source: RefSeq, a predicted model, not a curated record
AUUUCCUUUUGCUUUCCGAUUCUCUCGUCGAAGCUUCGGUCCUAGUUCAGAACGCCUACCUUAUCGCAGCCACUUAGGCUUGCUUCCAUCAGAACAUUUACCCACCAUUCAAACUCUCCUUCUGAACUGUGUUCUCAUCCAAAAUUAUUGUGUAGUUAAUAGGUCUGAAAUAAAUAAGCUACUCCGGAACUUUCUCCUUCCUCGUUGAAAAAUGUGCAUCGUGUUUUGGACCCUUGAUCAUCCUGAUUACUCUCUUAUUAUAUGCAGUAAUCGAGAUGAAUAUCUAGAGAGGCCUACUAGAAGCGCUCACUUCCAUUCCUUCAGACACGAGGCCCAUCCAGAUAACAUCCUUUCCGGGAUCGACGAGGUUGGUGGUGGGACCUGGUUUGGUAUGAAUCGGACCGGAAAAGUAGCUCUACUGACAAAUAUUACCGAACCUCCAGCAACGUUCAACUCAUCGAGGGGGUCAUUGGUAUCCUCGUUUCUGCUGUCGGAUUCGCCAGGGUUGCGUUUGCAGGAAGAAAGUAAAGAACUCUAUCCUCGGGACGCUCAAUACGCCGGAUUCAACAUGCUUCUCCUCGCUCCUGUCUCAACCGCGUCUACUGAACUUCGUUAUGAUGCUUCCUUUGUCACGAAUGCAGGGGCCGGUGGUGCCAUUUCUUCUCGGCCCCUGUCAGCCAUCGAAAAAGCUGGCGGCGGAUUCUCGAAUGGUAUCGAUGGCAAAGGGGGAAGCGAGUGGCCAAAAGUCCAGCAUGGAAUGCAAGAAUUUCAAGCUGCGCUUCAAAGCCAAUCAUUAGACGCGUUAACUGAGGCCGAAUUCACCAAUCGUUUGUUCGAGCUACUUACCUGGAAAUGUCCUGCGCCAGUUACGACGCGUUCUGAACUACGGAACACGGUGGAAGUUGCACCGAUCCCGAUCACACUGGAAAGUACAAAGUUUUACGGUACGAGGCUUUCAACAGUAGUUCUCAUCCGUAGGGAUGGGCAUGUGUCAUUCAUUGAGCGUGACAUAUGGAAAGAAGUAAAUGGGAUGGUAGAGAGAAUGCCAGCCUCCUCGGAACGUAAAUUUAACUUCAAACUACAUAUCGUAACAUAGGAUAUAAUGAAAACCCUGAGUGUCAUUCGGUCAAGAUCG